AUGGUAUAUGUUUAUGAGUUUUGGGGCGUAAUAGUUUCACUCAUAGUGGUAAAAUGUUUUCACUGGAUUUAUCAGUGGAGCAAUCCAAAGUGUAAUGGAAAACUUCCUCCAGGGUCAAUGGGUUUUCCGAUCAUCGGAGAGACUUUUCAGUUCCUGAGGCCUCAUGACGCUCUUCAGUUUUCAACAUUCCUCAAGGAGAGAAUCCUCAGGCAUGGACCACUUUUUCGGUCAAGCUUAUUUGGAGGAAAAGUUAUAAUCUCGACGGAUAUUGAAUUGAAUAUGCAGAUAGCAAAGACAAGUCGUAUUCCUGGCGUCACGAAGAGCAUAACACGGCUAUUUGGGGAAAACAAUUUGUUUAUACAAAGCAAGGAGUCCCACAAACAUGUCAGAAACUUGACAUACCAGUUGUUGGGUUCACAAGGUUUAAAAUUGAGAAUUUUGAAAGACAUCGAUCUCUUGGCCCGUACACACAUGGAAGAAGGAGCUAGGAACGGUUUCCUUGACGUCAAGGAAACACAAAGCAAGAUCUCAAUUGAAUGCCUUGCGAAGAAAGUUAUGGGCGAGAUGGAACCAGAUGUGGCGAAAGAACUUGCCCUCUGUUGGAGAAAUUUUCCGAGUGGCUGGUUUCGGUUCUCUUUCAACCUCCCCGGGACGGGUGUCUAUAACUUGAUGAAGGCAAAAAAGAAGAUGAUGAAGUUACUAAAGGAUACAGUGUUGAAGAAGAGAGCAUCAGGAGAGGAGUUUGGGGAGUUCUUUAAGAUCAUCUUUGGAGAAAUGGAAGGAGGAGACGAAAUGAUGAGCGUAGAGAAUGCGAUCGAGUACAUAUAUACCUUCUUUCUGAUUGCUAACGAAACAACUCCCCGAAUUCUUGCGGCUACAGUAAAGCUCAUUAGCAAGAACCCUAAAGUCAUGCAAGAGCUGCAGAGAGAGCAUGCGGAAAUUGUCCGGGGUAAGACUGAUAAAGAGGCCAGCCUAACUUGGGAAGACUACAAAUCCAUGAUUUUCACGCAGAUGGUUAUCAAUGAGUCGUUUAGAAUCACAAGCACGGUGCCAACAGUGCUUAGAGUAACAGAUGAUGAUUUCCAAGUUGGUGACUAUACAAUUCCAGCUGGUUGGACCUUUAUGGGCUAUGCUAGUGUCCAUUUCAAUCCAGAAAAGUACGAUGACCCUUUAGUAUUUAAUCCAUGGCGCUGGAAGGGAAAUGACUUGGGUGCGAUCGUCUCCAAGACUUACAUUCCAUUUGGCGCAGGUCCUAGACUCUGUCCAGGGGCUGACUUCGCUAAGAUGCAGAUGGCCAUUUUUAUCCAUCAUUUGUGUAGACACAGGUUCACUUUUAUCACCUAA
Molecule: messenger RNA, 1344 nt
Organism: Eutrema salsugineum
Lineage: Eukaryota; Viridiplantae; Streptophyta; Magnoliopsida; Brassicales; Brassicaceae
Product: cytochrome P450 708A2
Exons: 6
Coding region: 1-1344 (447 amino acids)
Biological process (GO): sterol metabolic process
Molecular function (GO): monooxygenase activity; iron ion binding; oxidoreductase activity, acting on paired donors, with incorporation or reduction of molecular oxygen
Source: RefSeq, a predicted model, not a curated record